Messenger RNA from Oncorhynchus gorbuscha (pink salmon), 873 nucleotides. Its product is annotated as putative protein TPRXL. Bases 1 to 873 code for a protein of 290 amino acids. Lineage: Eukaryota; Metazoa; Chordata; Actinopteri; Salmoniformes; Salmonidae. The record is from RefSeq and is a predicted model, not a curated record. The transcript is spliced from 2 exons.
AUGUGGGCCAUCCGGCGUGUGCAGAGGGAGUCUCAGAGGCGUGAGGCCAUGCUGACGUUGAUGAAUGAUCUGCCAGACGCUGUCCUACUCAUGUGUGACUCCCCUUUACACCACUCUCUCAGACAACCAGUCUGUCUCCCCACCCCGUCCUGUGCUCUCUCAGACAACCAGUCUGUCUCCCCACCUUCGUCCUGUGCUCUCUCAGACAACCAGGCUGUCUCCCCACCUUCGUCCUGUGCUCCCUCAGACAACCAGUCUGUCUCCCCACCUUCGUCCUGUGCUCUCUCAGACAACCAGUCUGUCUCCCCACCUUCGUCCUGUGCUCCCUCAGACAACCAGUCUGUCUCCCCACCUUCGUCCUGUGCUCUCUCAGACAACCAGUCUGUCUCCCCACCUUCGUCCUGUGCUCCCUCAGACAACCAGUCUGUCUCCCCACCUUCGUCCUGUGCUCUCUCAGACAACCAGUCUGUCUCCCCACCUUCGUCCUGUGCUCCCUCAGACAACCAGUCUGUCUCCUCACCUUUGUCCUGUGCUCCCUCAGACAACCAGGCUGUCUCCCCACCUUCGUCCUGUGCUCCCUCAGACAACCAGUCUGUCUCCCCACCUUCGUCCUGUGCUCCCUCAGACAACCAGGCUGUCUCCCCACCUUCGUCCUGUGCUCCCUCAGACAACCAGGCUAGGCUGUCUCCCCACCUUCGUCCUGUGCUCCUUCAGACAACCAGAGGAGUCCUGUGGUCCCAAUCACACAUCAACACAAUGCAGCUAACUGGGGAUUGUUCUGUGAUUUCCUGUUGUUGUCCCCCCGGCCGUGAGAGGUACUUCAUAAUGGGCUUCCCAACCCACCACCGCAGGAGCCAAUCAGCAGGCAGCUGA